This is a messenger RNA of Hypanus sabinus (Atlantic stingray), 3610 nucleotides long. RefSeq names its product dynein axonemal assembly factor 4 (gene dnaaf4). Gene Ontology annotation, molecular function: nuclear estrogen receptor binding. The coding region runs from base 32 to 1294 and encodes 420 amino acids. NCBI's taxonomy places the organism in Eukaryota, Metazoa, Chordata, Chondrichthyes, Myliobatiformes, Dasyatidae. The transcript has 9 exons. The record is from RefSeq and is a predicted model, not a curated record. Gene Ontology annotation, biological process: inner dynein arm assembly; cilium movement; outer dynein arm assembly.
CUUCCUUAGCAACGGCGCCAGCGGGGCUGAGAUGCCGGUGCUGGUCAAAGAUUACACUUGGGAGCAGGUGGAGUCCAAAGUGUUUAUCACGGUGCCGCUGAAGGGGGUCGGCGCUGGAAAAGCGGACAUCUUCUGUGCGGAGGAUUACGUGAAGGUGAACUUCCCUCCAUUUCUGUUUGAAGUGCUGCUAUAUGCUUCUAUUGAUGAAUCAAAAAGCUCAGCUAAGGUUGGAAAUGGUGCUGUCAUCUUCACCUUGCAUAAAAGAGAAUCUAGAAUGUGGGAACAACUUAUAACUACUGAAAUUAAUAAGGAAAAGUUGCAAGAAAAGAGAGAGAGAGCCAUUCUUGCUGCUCAAGUGAAGGCACAAGAAGCUGCAAAAGAAAAAACAAUUAAAAAGCGAGAAAAUGAGAAAUACUCAUUGGAAAAAAUGAUGAAGGUGGAGGAAGAUAAUAGAAAACAGAUUGAAGAAUUGAAAAAGCAAGAACAAAUAAAAGCUACUGAAGAGCUAGAAAAGUGGAAGCUUCAGAAACUUGAAGAGGAGGAACUAAAGAGAAAGGAGGAACUAAAGAUCGCAAGGCAAAAAAUUGAAGCAGAAAAAAAGUGGAAGAAAGGUGAAAAUAUAAUACGAAAUUCUGCCUCAGAAGUGCCAUACAAGCACUCUCUCAAAAAAGGCAAUGCUAGCAAUAUAUUUACUGAAGAAGCCAGAAAAGAAAUGAUCCCAGCUCCUCGUUCAGCUGGUAAUAUACAGAUACAAUUCACACCUCGAGUUUUUCCUACUGCACUGCGAGAGUCUCUCAUUGCUGAGGAAGAGGAGUGGCUAAGGAAACAAGCAGAAGCUAGACGAGCCAAUAAUGCAUAUGUUCCCGAACUUAAAGAUUUAAAAGAAGAAGAAAAAAAUCCAGACUGGCUGAAGGAUAAAGGGAACAAACUGUUUGCAUCGGGAGAUUAUCUUGCAGCUAUUAACGCUUACAAUCUAGGAAUAAGGUUGAAUAACAAUCUUCCAGCUUUGUAUCUAAAUCGGGCUGCAACCCAUCUUAAGCUAAGAAACUUGCACAAAGCCCUUGAAGACUGUUCCAAGGCACUUGAAUUAUUAACUCCUGCAGUUCCAGACAAUGCUGAGAGCAGACUGAAGGCCCAUGUCAGAAGGGGGGCAGCAUUUUGUGAGUUGGAAUUGUAUGUGGAGGGUCUUCAAGAUUAUGAAGCAGCUCUUAAGAUUGACCCAAACAAUGCAGCAGUUAAAGCAGAUGCAGAAAAGAUACGUAGAGUGAUUCAAGGAAUUCCUCCUGAUUUUUAAAGCUGCAUGAACAAUGACAAAGAUGAGCAUAUUUAUAACAAUUACAGCACGGAAACAGGCCAUCUCGGCCCUUCUAGUCUGUGCUGAAUGCUUACUCUCACCUUGUCCCACUGGCCCGCACUCAGCCCAUAAACCAUUCACAUUUCGAUAUGUCCAUCCAUGGCCCCCUCCACUGCCAAAACGAAGCCACACUCAGGCCGGAGGAACAACACCCCAUAUACCUUGUUAAAACUUGUCGACAUUUGUAGUCAGAGGCAGCAUCCAGCCUGGAUCCUCAGUUCAUUCUGGGCUUCUUUUGAUUUUCUCAGGGGAUUCAGGACUUGUUUUAAGGUGACAAUAAACCUUAAAUAAGAUAGAGGUUCUGCAUUAAUUAUUAGACCUUUUCUUCUUGCUCUUUAAGAGAAGUCAAGUUGAAUGCGAUUUUGUGUUCAUGAAGGUCCAUCUGGGUAAUGAAUGUAUGACAAGGUAGGGAGAAGGAGAUGUAAUUUCUGUCCUUUUUUUUAAACCAGAUUGCCUGUUGCCAUGUUGUCACCAAUAACCAAUAUUUUAAGAAUUAAUCAUACUUUUUGUUACACAUCCAGAUUCAUAGAUUUUAAUGUACUACUGCUCUUAAAUUUGGUUCUCUUCCAUUCACAAAGUGAAGAAGGAAUUGUUUGUAAUGACAUUGUGUGGGAUCUUACCAUCAGAAAUAGGUAGGCACAUUGUAGGACCAACAAGACCUGGCUUUAUCCAUGACUUGUCUGUGAGGAGUUUGCAUGUGUGGGUUGUCUCUCAGUUUCUUCUGGAUGCCAGAAAUGUCCAGGUUGGUAGGUUAAUCGACUGUUGUAAAUUGUCCGUUGUGUAGGAGAGCGGUAGAAUUUGGUGGAAGGGGAAAUUGAUGGGAAUGUGUGAAGAAUAAAUUAAGUUAGUGUAGGUUGCAUAUAAAUGGGUGCCUAAGGAUUGGCAUGAACUUGGUGGGUCAAAGGGCCUGUUUCUUGCUUUGACUCUAUAAACCUAAGAAUCAAAGCUUUAGUGUUUCCUGCUCAAUCACCAGUAUCACCAUACUGCACAUUUGACAUGUAUCCAAUCUAAGAUGGUUAUCACUGCUUAUGGAAUUUGCAAAUUAACAAAAAAAUGUUAGUAAGCUUUUAGUGAAACAAUAAUAAUGCUGUGUUGGUAUAAUUAAUAACUCGGAAUAAUUCAACAACUGUGUUAAUAUAUUUUCACAUGUAUAACUUCUAUAAACAUUAUUUCAGAGUCCUGGGAAAUACAGCAGACUAUUUCUGAAAGUCCCGCACAAUGUACCUUGGAUUUGUUUGUUAGAGCAAUGUGUUGUUUAUAUUGGCGUGUUCUUUUGGAAAUUGUUUUAAACAUGAAGUUUUAAAUGAAUAAGGGAAUUAACUCAUCAGCAACAAGACAGGUGUUAUGGAGAAUCCUGAAAUUUAGAAAUGCAUUAAACCAGUCUUAAAUACAAGCAUAGAAAGGGGGAAUGAGUCUGACUGUCAGCUGUGUUUACUAUAUGGAGAGUAUGCAAUAAGCAAGAAGAGAAAAACAUCGAGGUGAGCCAGCACCAAUGCAGAAGACAAGCUCUGAUGUUAAACAAUUGAUGGAUUAAUAUGAUCCAGUCUAACUUUAAAGGAAUAUACUUUGCCAGUCUUACAUUUUCAAAAAUAUUUCAAGAUCUAGUCUGUGGUAUUUUAUUUAUAAAUUUAAUUCUAUAUUGAGCUGAACCUAGCAAAUGUCGCUUUUUGGUAAUCUUGCAUUUAUAUAUCAUGAUGUAAUUAUGAACUUGGUUAAUAUUGUCUUAGUUCAAUUAAACAUAUGACUGCACCUGUGGAACAGAAUUGCCUUGAGAAUUGAUUGGUAACUGUUUUUUUCAUUUGGCUUCCUGAUUUAAACAUUAUACUGUAACUUGGAAAAAUUCAAGUUCUGAUACUACUGUUAAAAUAAUAUUUAGGAACAUCUGAGAUUUGUUAUAACAAUAAGUACCCUGAGGUUAUAACUUUAAUUGGUGGUGAAAAGUAGUGUAUGAAUCAUUUGUGGAAUUGUUAUUGGUUUAUUAAUGCCACAAGCAGAGAUACAGUGGGAAAAAAAACUUGUCCAUUCAACAUCCAUUCAGAUUCAUUUCAAAACCAUGCAUACUUUGAGGUUGUGCAGGUGUGGUGAAUUACAUAUACCUGUCUGCUCACACCGCCUGCUGACUGCUCCUGUGGCUCCUCCCACAGACCCCUGUAUAAAGGCGAUUGAGGCCUGAGCCCGGCUCUCAGUCUCCAGGAUGUAGUAUGGUGGUCAACCACUGCUUGUUCCUUCUUCCAGUCAAUAAAAGUGGAUAUCUCA